CCGACAUGGCGAGUGCUGUGCUGCCGAGCGGAUCCCAGUGUGCGGCGGCAGCGGCUGUGGCGGCGGCGGCGGCGCCUCCCGGGCUCCGGCUCCGGCUCCUGCUGUUGCUUCUCUCGGCCGCGGCACUGAUCCCCACAGGUGAUGGACAGAAUCUGUUUACUAAAGACGUGACAGUGAUCGAAGGAGAAGUUGCAACCAUCAGCUGCCAAGUCAAUAAGAGUGACGACUCCGUGAUUCAACUACUGAACCCCAACAGGCAGACCAUUUACUUCAGAGACUUCAGGCCUUUGAAGGACAGCAGGUUUCAGCUGCUGAAUUUUUCUAGCAGUGAACUCAAAGUGUCACUGACAAACGUCUCAAUUUCGGAUGAAGGCAGAUACUUCUGCCAGCUCUACACUGACCCCCCACAGGAGAGUUACACCACCAUCACAGUCCUGGUUCCUCCACGUAACUUGAUGAUUGAUAUCCAGAAAGACACGGCAGUUGAAGGGGAGGAGAUUGAAGUCAACUGCACUGCCAUGGCCAGCAAGCCGGCCACGACCAUCAGAUGGUUCAAAGGGAACAAGGAGCUCAAAGGCAAAUCAGAGGUGGAAGAGUGGUCGGACAUGUACACUGUGACCAGUCAGCUGAUGCUGAAGGUGCACAAGGAGGAUGAUGGGGUCCCAGUGAUCUGUCAGGUGGAGCACCCUGCAGUCACAGGAAACCUGCAGACCCAGCGGUAUCUAGAAGUGCAGUAUAAACCGCAAGUGCAUAUCCAGAUGACCUACCCUCUACAAGGCCUCACCCGGGAAGGGGAUGCACUUGAGCUAACUUGUGAAGCCAUCGGGAAGCCCCAGCCUCUGAUGGUAACUUGGGUGAGAGUCGAUGAUGAAAUGCCUCAACAUGCCGUACUAUCCGGGCCAAACCUGUUCAUCAAUAACCUAAACAAAACAGAUAACGGUACUUACCGCUGUGAGGCUUCCAACAUAGUGGGGAAAGCUCAUUCGGACUAUAUGCUGUAUGUAUACGAUCCCCCCACAACUAUCCCUCCUCCCACAACAACCACCACCACUACCACCACCACCACCACCACCACCAUCCUUACCAUCAUCACAGACACAACGGCGACGACAGAACCAGCAGUUCACGGCCCUACUCAGUUGCCCAAUUCCGCAGAAGAACUGGACAGUGAGGAUCUCUCAGAUUCUCGAGCAGGUGAAGAGGGCGCCAUUGGGGCAGUGGACCACGCAGUGAUUGGCGGCGUUGUAGCUGUGGUGGUGUUUGCCAUGCUUUGCUUGCUCAUCAUUCUGGGCCGCUAUUUUGCCAGACAUAAAGGUACAUACUUCACUCAUGAAGCCAAAGGAGCCGAUGACGCAGCAGACGCAGACACAGCUAUAAUCAAUGCAGAAGGAGGACAGAACAACUCCGAAGAAAAGAAAGAGUACUUCAUCUAGAUCAGCCUUUUUGUUCCAAUGAGGUGUCCAACUGGCCCUGUUUAGAUGAUAAAGAGACAGUGAUACUGGAACUUGCGAGAAGCUCGUGUGGUUUUUUUUUUUUUUUUUUUUUUUUUUUCUUUUUAUGAGUGGGUGGAAAGAUGCGAGACUGGGAAGGCUUGGGAUUUGCUAUGUAAAAACAAAAAGAAAAAAAUGUUCUUUGAAAGUACGCUCUGCUGUUUGACACCUCUUUUUAAUCUGGUUUUAAUUUGGUUUGGGUUUUGAGUUUUUAAUUUCUAUUUCUUCCUACCAAGUCAAACUUGGGUACUUGGAUUUGGUUUUGGUAGAUUGCAGACAAUUCUGUGCCUUGUUUUUCAUUUGUUUGUUGUGUUUCUUUCCCCUUUCCCUUUUUUAUGCAUUUAUUUUCCCCAAAAUCAAGUUUUUUUUACCCCUCCCAAACCUCCCAUUUUUUUGGAAUUGACCUGCUGGGAUUCCUAAGACUUUCUCCCCAUUCUUGCUGUUCUCUGCUUCUUCUUUUUUUUUUUUUUUUUUCUUUUGUUUGUUUGUUUGUUUGUGUUAACGGUGACUGCUUUCUGUUCCAAAUUCGGUUUCAUAAAAGGAAAACCAGCACAGUUUAGAUUUCAUAGUUCAGAAUUUAGUGUCUCCAUGAUGCAUUCUUCUCUGUUGUCGUAAAGAUUUGGGUGAAAAAGAAAAAAAAGAAAAAAAAAAAAAAAAAAAAACAGUGAAAACUCUUUGCUGCUGCCCAUGUUUUAAAUACUUAGAGCAGUGAAGACUAGAAAAGUAGACUGUGACUCGGAAACUGUCGUUUGCUGUGGAUCUUCAUUACUGUACAGGCUUAUCUGCAAGUGAGGUGUGUCGCAAUGAGGUUGAAUCUGUCUUUAACUCUUUAUCUGUAGGCGGCUCAGUAUAGAUUACCCCAUGCUGUGCAGAAAGGUUUUGGGCUGGAAAGGUCUCCUCCUUCCUCAUGGCCCUAAAGCAGACCCGACAGGUGAGGUCUGUCCGUUUUAUAAGUGGACAAAUUUGAGUUGCCACAGGAGGGGAAGCAGGGAGGGGAUAAAACAGCUCUGCUCUGGUUAUUUCUGCUAUGAACAGUUCCAUCCACCUUUCCCAAUGGGCCUACUGCUCGCUGAUAUGCAGGAGAGAGCAAGUCCGUGUGUUGUGUGAAUGACUGAAGGGGACAGAUUUUUGUUUGUUUGUUUUUUUCCUUUUGUUUUUGUUUUCUGUUUUUCCUUUGUGCUUACUUAGGAGUGCAGUAGGAUGUGGCCUGUAUGUGCUGUAUAUUACAGACACUGUCCUGCUGGGACGCGUGUCCUGCUGGGAUUUCCAACUCCAAUCCCUGUGCUGCUCUCAUUCCUUCAGAUUUGGCUUGACAAAGGCAGGAGGUACAAAAGAAGGGCCGGUAUUGUUCUCGAAAGGUCAGAGCUGAGGUGGAAAAACAGCAUGUAGGGAUUUUCAGUUACUUAAUCAAAACUCAAAUGUGAGUGUUUUUAUCUUUCUACCUUUCAUACACUAGCCUUGGCCUCUUUCCUCAGCCUUAAGAACCAUCUGCCAAAAAUUCCUCAUCUCGCAUGAUGGCAGCCAUAGCACAUAGCUACUGAAAUAAGUUACCUUGAACAUAUCUUAGACUGGAGCCUGGGGAAGGUAGCUGCGAAGUGGUGGUUUGCUGAGGCGUUAAGAAAUCUGCAAGUAGUUCUGAAGGACAAAACCUAAGCUCUUCCCGCAUGUGUGCGUAGGCUCCAGACUCCAACAGUCCCUAUGGAAAGAUGGCAUCAGAAAAGAUAGAUCUAUCUAUAUAUAUAAAUAUAUAAAUAUAUAUUAUAUAACAUUUUCAGUCAGUACUUUUGGAUUUUGCAAGGUGCAUUUUUACUAUUGUUACAUUAUGUGGAAAACUUACGCUGAUUUAUUUAAGGGGAAAAAAGUGUCAAUUCUCUGUUAUUUGAAAGCGUGUUUCUUUUUCUUGUCUUUAUUUAACUUCUGAUAGAACCAUUGCAAUAUGGGGGCCCUUUGGGAAUGGACUGGUAUGUAAAGGAAAAUUCACUAUCGAGCAGUGUUUUGUUGGCCCCUCUCCUGUCCCGAGGCACUUAACCAAUACAAAAAGCCACAAGGAACAUCCCUUUUUCACGAAUUUUAUAAUGUGCAUCUAUUCCGAGCCCUUAGCACCCACCCUGACCAUAGUGUGAACAUAUCAAUGGGUGAGAACCAGUUAGCAUGUCCUUGAAAAGGUUUUUCAGCUGUUCUUUUUAGAGAAAAAAAAUAUAUAAAAAUAAAAAAAAAAAAACAAAAAACCACAAACAAAACAAAAAAUUCCAUAGUUCACAGAAUUGGCAUCUCAUCUUUGGGACCGCCCAUCUUUCUGUUUUGACAAGUGUACAGUAGUGCAGUGUUCUGAUGUAACUUUAUGGAUUAUAAUGUUGACAUGUCUCAGGUUCCUGUGUUUUGAUUGGUGUUUUUCCGUCUCAGGUAGAUUGCAAAGUGUAGGCCCCACACAUUGGAAAAAGAAUAAUAAUAAUAAUAAUAAAAACAAAGCAAAAACAGGAAAUUACGGAUUUUAGUUGUAUAUUGGUUUAUGUAUUUUUCUUAAGUAUACAGUGCACUGUUUGAAAUGUAUUGUUGAGUAUUACUUUGUACAGGUUGAUCACUUUUUUUAGAGUGAAGAAAGAACAAACUUGUUUUUUUUUUUGUGUUUUUUUAAAGGAAUAUAAAAUAAUGAAGGAUGUAUAAUUGAUGCCAAAUAAGCUUGUUCUUUAGUCACGACGUCUUGUUUUUCCCUCUAGGCCAGUUCUGUUUCUAAGGUGUACAAGGACCAUGUUACAGUGUAAGAAAUUCCACAUCCGUGUGUUCCCAUUCGCAUUUUGUAUCGGUUCAUGUAUACCAUUUUUACAAAAAGAAAAAAGAAAAAAAAAGAAGUACUAUAAAAUAUCUGUCUUCUUAAUAAAAAAAUUAAUGUUACAAGUGA
Molecule: messenger RNA, 4389 nt
Organism: Psammomys obesus (fat sand rat)
Lineage: Eukaryota; Metazoa; Chordata; Mammalia; Rodentia; Muridae
Gene: Cadm1
Product: cell adhesion molecule 1
Biological process (GO): susceptibility to natural killer cell mediated cytotoxicity; detection of stimulus; cell recognition
Cellular component (GO): synapse; plasma membrane; neuron projection
Molecular function (GO): signaling receptor binding
Source: RefSeq, a predicted model, not a curated record